AUGGAAUAUUCUUCAGUAGACCUGAAACUAAAAUUAUACGCUGCUGCGAUACAGAAUGCACACAUCUUGGCAGGUGAAAUGGAUUUAGCUAACUUGCAGCUGGCAUUCAAAAUGACAUCCGAGUUGCAACAACGUGUUAUUGAUUUAAUGCGCAAACAAGAAAGACAUCUUAAAAAUUUGGAAGCCUUUAUGAAUAUAAAGAAAGAAGACACAUAUCCAGUAGGUGUUAUGGAAAUAGAUAAAGAAGUCUCGCAGAGUAUGGAGACAGAUAUGGAUGCGCGACAUAACCAUUACGAUGAAAGUCAAAACAGUGAAGUUAUAGGCAGUGAAAAUAUUGAAAAUGGGGAGGCAAUAAAUGACAAUCAGCAUUUGUGUGAACUGUCAAACCAUGUAGUCAAUAAUACAGUACCUACUAACAGUCAGGCGAGUAGUAUAUGUGAAACGCUUACACCAAGUACUUCCACCUCAGAGGAAGCAUGGAAACCAUUAAGUCAGAAACACAAAUUGAGAUCUAUAGAAUCCCUUUGUGAAGUUAUGCUUCUUGAUGGUAUUCCUAUACCUUUCACCAAUGAAAACACGGAUUGUGUUGCCUGUAAACUAAGAAAUCACGUGCAAACUGAAACGGUAAUCAGGAUGGUUUGUGCAGCGUGCCCAGAAUUUCCUCGGCUUUGUUCAGCACAAUGUUUUCGAUGGUGGCACAAUGUUCACUUACCGGCACUCCGUAAUAAACCAAGAGCAAUAAUCGACAGGGGAUUUAUUGCAAAAGUGAAUGUAAAUAAUUAA
Molecule: messenger RNA, 783 nt
Organism: Trichobilharzia szidati
Lineage: Eukaryota; Metazoa; Platyhelminthes; Trematoda; Strigeidida; Schistosomatidae
Source: the annotation of a GenBank genome assembly